AUGAACGAUAUUCACGCUAAUAUCACGCGUUUGAAGUUUGAUCUCAAUGAAACGUCAUCAUCUGCCAUACUGGACGACAUUUAUGAAACAUCGAACGAUAAUGUAAUUUACAUCACUAAUAUCAAUGACUCUACAAUUGAGAAAGCUUUUAACCCAAAUACGAAAAGACUAUUGGUUGAUAAUUUAGAUUUCAAUAGUUUAACUUUCAAAGUUUGUAACAAUUGUAAAAUACCAAUAUCAGCAAAUGCUAUCGACGACCAUUUACGUAGCUGUUGUACAUCCGCUAAGAAUGUUAGUAGUGGCGUUUCAAAUGGUGGUAGUAACAGGAAAAACAACUCUAGCAAUACGGGAACUCCAAAUAGUUCCAAUGACACUUCAAGUAACAAUUACAACCAAGACAAUAGUGAUGAUGGUUAUGACAAUGAUGAUUUCAACAUCAACACGAACCAUGGAAGUAAUGGAAACAAUAAUAAUGGCGACGAAGAUGACGAUGAAGACGACGAUGAUGACGAUGACGAAGAUGACGACGAAGAUGACGACGAUGCAGAAAACAACUCUAGAAGUAACAGUAAGAGACCACCACCGUUCAAUAACGAUGAACUUAUGAAAUUUAAGAAAAUGAAAAGUUCUGGUCAAAACAAUACGAAAAGUAAACAAAGAAGAGAGAGAAGGGUCAAACAAAGGAAUCCAACUGAAAAACAUUUAAUAGAUUUCGAUAAGCAGUGUGGGGUAGAAUUACCAGAAGGUGGCUACUGUGCAAGAUCGUUAACCUGUAAAUCUCAUCCAAUGGGUGCAAAGAGAAGUGUGAUGGGUAGAUCGAAACCAUUUGAUGACCUGUUAGCUGAGUACCAUAGAGAGCACCAAACUAAAAUUGGGGCCGCUGCUGAGAAACGUGCUAAACAGCAACAGCUACAAAAGAAACAGAAACAGAUACUGAAAGAACAGAAAGAACAGAAAAAACUACUACAACAGAAACAAAGACAGCUUCAGAAACAGAAUAAGUCCAAAACUUUAAAAAAUAGUAAUUCCAGUUAUAACAAAAACUCCAAAAAUGCAAAUAUGAAUAAUGACUAUGCACACCCAAAUCUAACCCCGGAAGAAGAAACUACCCAAGUACUUAAUGGUGUAUCAAGGUCAUUUCCUCUGCCAUUAGAAUCUACCGUAUUAUCAUCUACCAGACGUAGAACGAAGUAUUUUAGAAUGAGAGAAAUGUUUGCUUCUGCCUUUUCCAUCAAACCUGGAUAUUCUUCUCCUGGAUAUGGUGCUAUACAUUCACGUGUUGGAUGUAUUGAUAUGGAUAGAACGACUGACUAUAAAUUCCGUAUUCGAGUUCCACAACCGAAUAACACGAGUGGAAUGAACAUUCCAGCGAAUACUAACGUUCAAAGGUUACAGGAAGUACAACAGCAACGACUACUUCAAGCACAAUUAUUACAGCAGCAGAAAUUACAAGCUCAGGCACAAGCUCAACAGCAAUUGCGAAACCAAGCCGUUCAGACUACUAAUAAUUCACCUUCACAAAUACAAAAACAACAUUCUAAUCAGCAACAAACUAUCCAACAACAACAAAUUAAUGGCCUAACACCCCAGGAAAUUCAGCAGCAGCAGCAAAAAUUACGACAACAACAAUUUCAGCAGCAGAAAUUUGAAGCAGCCGCAUUCCAUUUAGCAAACUCAACGAAACCCGUGCAGAAUAAUAAAACUAUUUUAGAAAACAAUGUGAAUACUCCCAGCCCUGCCAUAUCCUCUGUAAGUAAUAAUGGCAGUCCGCAGAUGGACGGAAAUCUGAACUUGAAUAUAACAAACCAAGUCAAUCCAAAUGGCAGUAGAGUUAACUAA
Molecule: messenger RNA, 1839 nt
Organism: Kazachstania africana CBS 2517
Lineage: Eukaryota; Fungi; Ascomycota; Saccharomycetes; Saccharomycetales; Saccharomycetaceae
Gene: SGF73
Product: deubiquitination module subunit SGF73
Exons: 1
Coding region: 1-1839 (612 amino acids)
Biological process (GO): regulation of transcription by RNA polymerase II; regulatory ncRNA-mediated heterochromatin formation; RITS complex assembly
Cellular component (GO): SAGA complex
Source: RefSeq, a predicted model, not a curated record